GCGAUGUGAAGCGCGAAUCGAGGAAACGCAGGCAGGAAUGUCGUGUUCUCCACACAAACGAUAUUUAAACACAGACUUUCCUGUCUUGUUUUACUUUUUUUUUUUUUUUUUUUGUAAAAACACACUACAGACGGCACUUGGGCGAGGGCGGGCUCCGAGCCCCCCUCAGGCCGCCCGGGCGGGAAUGGCGCCGCCCCGGCCCGUCCUGCACCGCGGCGCCAACAUGGCGGCGCCCAGUGAGGGCCGUGCGGGUCGGGGCUCCGCGCCCUUCCCGGGCACCGACAGCGGCUCCUUCCCCUUCCCUUUCACCGUCCCGCACGGCACGGCGGGGGAGCCACCCAAGAAGCCAUGCCGAGCCUGCACGGAUUUCAAGAGCUGGCUCCGCGAGCAGAGGAAACAGGCGGCCCCGGGCAGCGCGGACGUGGCAGUUGUGGAGGAGAAGGAGCCCCCUCCAGACUGUCCCCUGGACAGCGAGCAGCUGGGCCGCAGCACCUGGGCCUUCCUGCACACCAUGGCUGCCUACUACCCCGAGCAGCCCUCGGGGGCACAGCAGAAGGAGAUGAGGGACUUCAUCAACCUCUUCUCCAAGUUCUACCCUUGCGAGCACUGUGCUGAGGACCUGAGGGAGAGAUUACAGACAAACCAACCCGAUACGAGCACCAGGACUAACUUCUCCCAGUGGCUGUGUCUGCUCCACAACCAAGUGAACAGGAAGCUGGGGAAGGCAGAAUUCGACUGCUCCCGUGUGGAUGAGCGCUGGAGGGAUGGCUGGAAGGAUGGGAGCUGUGAUUAA
This is a messenger RNA of Cinclus cinclus, 793 nucleotides long. It is a transcript of the gene GFER, whose product is annotated as growth factor, augmenter of liver regeneration. The coding region runs from base 38 to 793 and encodes 251 amino acids. The record is from RefSeq and is a predicted model, not a curated record. Gene Ontology annotation, cellular component: mitochondrion. Gene Ontology annotation, molecular function: flavin adenine dinucleotide binding; flavin-dependent sulfhydryl oxidase activity. Gene Ontology annotation, biological process: liver development. The transcript has 3 exons. Lineage: Eukaryota; Metazoa; Chordata; Aves; Passeriformes; Cinclidae.